Messenger RNA from Phyllotreta striolata, 1194 nucleotides. Lineage: Eukaryota; Metazoa; Arthropoda; Insecta; Coleoptera; Chrysomelidae. The record is from the annotation of a GenBank genome assembly.
CAUUUUACGAUUUUAUGAGGAACCUGUAACAUCACACGAUCGAAAAUAAAGUUUUUAUGUAAAGUUUGCAGUCGUAAUUACUUUGAUUAGAUAAUGAUUGUCGCAACAGAGCGCGGUGCUUUGUAUGUUUACUGGGUUACAGGAGCGUAUUGAUCAAUAAUUUUAUAAUUAAUGUAUAAAAGAUUGUGAUUUGGUAUAACAAAAACUAUCUUACUACUGUGAAUCCUGUAAAAGGAAUUUUUUAACCACUGCUGCAUUUUUAUCUUCGCCUAGAUGAAUCCCAAAGUGGAAAGACUGGAAUCCGUCCCAGCGUGCAAACUGGGCGAAGGACCCCAUUGGGACGCCGAGUCCCAAAGUCUAUAUUUCGUAGACAUAAUAGGAAGAGCCAUCCACAAAUAUGUACCAGCUACAAACAAGCAUACCAGUGCUAUCAUAGGCACAAGUGAAGUUUCUCUGAUCCUCCCAAUAAAGGGCGAGAAAGGAAGGUUUUUGAUCAGCAUAGGCAGGGACUUGGCUGUUAUCACCUGGGAUGGAGAAAGUGAAAAUGUUUCGAACAUAGAGAAAAUCUUAGAAGUGGAAAAUAGCCCGGAUACUCUGAGUAACAGAUGGAAUGACGGCAAAUGUGAUAGACUUGGAAGAUUAUGGGCUGGUACAAUGGACCAAAAGGCAAACGAAAACGUUGUAAAAACAGCAGCUUUCUAUCUGGUGCAAAACAACAAAGCAACCCAAAUGCUCAACAACAUUGGAAUAUCAAACGGUACGGCUUGGAGUCGGGAUGAUAAAAAAAUGUACUACAUUGAUUCUGUUACUCGUUCUAUCGAUUCGUUUGAUUUCGAUAUAAAUAAGGGAACAAUAGCAAACAGACAAACAAUUUUCACAGUAGCUAAACACAAUAUACAAGGUACUCCGGACGGUAUGACAAUAGAUACCGAUGGAAAUUUAUGGGCGGCGGUUUUCAAUGGACAUCAGAUCCUAAAAAUCGAUCCCAAGACUCCGGAAACUCUUCUAGCUUCGAUUCCUAUGCCAUCGCAACAAACGACUUCUUUGACUUUCGGUGGUCCAAAUUUGGAUGAGCUUUACGCUACAAGUGCUAGAAUACUAGGCUUAGAAGAUUCGCCGAGCGAGAAUGGUUCGAUUUACAGAAUCACGGGAAUCAACGCUCGUGGAUAUCCUAGUGUUCCUGUUACUUUGUAA